This is a messenger RNA of Rubroshorea leprosula, 2350 nucleotides long. The record is from the annotation of a GenBank genome assembly. NCBI's taxonomy places the organism in Eukaryota, Viridiplantae, Streptophyta, Magnoliopsida, Malvales, Dipterocarpaceae.
AUAAACUUGUUCCGAGCAAGAGGAAGAGGGAAAAUUUUCUGAAAAUCGUAUUGAUAGUUGUUAAUACGAUUUGAUCGAUGGGGAAGGAUGAAAUGUUGAUAUCGCCGGCAUCGGGAAGUCCCGGAAAGGAGCAGCAGGCGGCCGGAGUAGGGAUUCUGCUUCAGAUCAUGAUGCUUGUUCUCUCUUUCGUCCUUGGCCAUGUCCUUCGUCGUCAUAAGUUCUAUUAUCUUCCCGAGGCCAGCGCUUCUUUGCUAAUCGGUUUGAUUGUUGGUGGGCUUGCAAAUAUCUCUAAUACGGAAACAAGCAUCAGGGCUUGGUUCAAUUUUCACGAGGAGUUCUUCUUGCUGUUUCUCUUACCCCCAAUAAUAUUAUAUCCUACCUUCUGUCUGUUUUUUAUGUGUCAUUUUGAUGCUUGUUUUGCUAGUAUAAAUGCCUUUUUGACCUAAAUCUGUAACCUUUCUCCAAUUGCUUCAAUGGGUUUUUCUUGACGUGCUUGUUUCCUACUCAGUCAGGGUUUAGCUUAUCACCUAAACCCUUUUUCUCAAAUUUUGGGGCCAUAGUCACCUUUGCUAUCCUAGGAACAUUUAUAGCUUCAAUUGUUACUGGCGUACUAGUCUACCUUGGUGGUCUCAUGUACCUAAUGUAUAGACUUCCUUUUGUUGAAUGUCUCAUGUUUGGUUCUCUUAUAUCAGCAACCGACCCUGUGACUGUUCUAUCCAUAUUUCAGGAACUUGGCACAGAUACAAACCUCUAUGCCUUGGUAUUUGGAGAAUCUGUCUUGAAUGACGCUAUAGCAAUAUCCUUGUACAGGACAAUGUCCUUAGUACGAAGUCAUGCCUCAUCUGGAGAGAACUUCUUCAUGGUGAUUGUCAGGUUUUUGGAGACCUUUGUUGGCUCUUUGUCUGCAGGUGUUGGAGUUGGAUUUACGUCUGCUCUAAUAUCCUUAUAAAGUUCUGAUUUUAAUGUUUCAUACUAUUAACUUUAGCUGUCAAUGUCAUUGUGCGUUUUUGAACCUUAACUCCUAGAACCUAUUCAAGUAUGCAGGCUUGGAUAUUGACAAUCUUCAGAACUUGGAGUGCUGUCUUUUUGUUCUCUUUCCUUAUUUCUCGUACAUGCUUGCAGAAGGUCUGGGCCUCUCUGGUAUUGUAUCAAUAUUGUUUACAGGAAUUGUGAUGAAGCGCUACACCUACUCAAAUCUGUCUGAAAAUUCUCAGCGCUUUGUUUCUGCAUUCUUUCAUUUGAUAUCAUCACUGGCUGAGACAUUUACGUUUAUAUACAUGGGCUUCGAUAUUGCCAUGGAACAGCACAGUUGGUCACAUGUUGGAUUUAUCUUUUUCUCAAUUCUAUUUAUUGGAGUUGCUAGGGCUGCCAAUGUCUUUUCUUGUGCAUAUCUAGUCAACUUGGUCCGUCCUAUUCAUAGGAAAAUACCAUUGAAGCAUCAAAAAGCACUUUGGUAUAGUGGACUUCGAGGAGCAAUGGCUUUUGCCCUUGCACUGCAAUCAAUCCAUGAUCUUCCAGAUGGACAUGGGCAGACUAUUUUCACGGCAACCACAGCAAUAAUUAUGUUGACGGUGUUGCUAAUUGGAGGUUCAACUGGUACAAUGCUGGAAGCUCUACAAGUUGUUGGAGAUGGCCAUGAUGGUCACUUAGUUGAGAGCUUUGAGGCAAAUAAUGGGUAUAUUGCUCCUUCUUAUGACGAUGAUGCGACAUCAGGGAACAGGUUGAAGAUGAAGCUGAAAGAGUUCCAGAGAAGCGCAGCAUCAUUUACAGCAUUAGAUAAGAAUUACCUUACCCCAUUCUUUACAAGCCAGAAUGGAGAUGAAGAGCAUGAUGACCCAAUGCCCAGUUCUAGACGUGGGGUUUCAAUGGCCACAACUAACAAUCGGUGACUGCCAGACGUGGAAAAUGUUAGAUGGGAGUCACGUUGUAUAUAGCUUACAGCUACGGAUGAUCUGUGCGCUGCACUCUGGAAGAAGCUGGGAGGAGUGUGUGGAGAUGGACACUUCAUCCACCCCCUCCAUGCUUUCCUGCAUUCCUAAAGAUGCAGUAAUACAAUUGGAGAAUUAACAUAGAAAUUUAUCUAGAGCAGGAUGUUAUAUUUUGCAUGUUUACAUUUUCUGGUAUUCAGUUGAAUCAGAUCGGAUGUACUUAAUAAUCCCUGGAGAAGGAUUUUUAGAAAUUGGCUUAGCCUAUUUCCAUGUAUAGCAGCAGAUUAGACAGUAUAUUGCCAGCAAGAUUUAAUAUCAUGCUUAUGCUUCAAAGAUUGUUGCAUUCACUAUCUAUUUAAGAAUUUGAUACCUUGUCAUUGUUACUGAUCAAGAUGAAGUCUUAACAAAGACUAAAUAGCCUA